AUGUCGGCUGCAGCCUGUAUCUUCUGCCGCAUCAUCCGCGGCGAGAUUCCGUCUUUUAAGCUCCUCGAGACUGAAAAGAUAUUCGCCUUCCUCGACAUCCAGCCUCUGUCUAAAGGCCACUGCCUUGUGAUCCCGAAGACUCACGGCGAGCGCCUCCACGACGUUCCCGACGACGAGCUGGCAGAGCUGCUUCCGGCGGCCAAGAAGCUGGCGCUGGCGACGGGCGCGGUCGACUACAACAUUCUGCAGAAUAAUGGGAGCAUUGCGCAUCAGGUUGUGGGGCAUGUGCAUGUUCAUAUGAUCCCGAAGCCGAAUGAGAAGGAGGGGUUGACGGUGGGGUGGCCGGCGAAGGAGACGGAUAUGGAUGCGUUGAAGGCGCUCCACGAGAAUAUCAAGGCGAAGAUGAAAUAG
Messenger RNA from Morchella importuna, 411 nucleotides. RefSeq lists its product as uncharacterized. The record is from RefSeq and is a predicted model, not a curated record. Lineage: Eukaryota; Fungi; Ascomycota; Pezizomycetes; Pezizales; Morchellaceae. Gene Ontology annotation, biological process: nucleotide metabolic process. Bases 1 to 411 code for a protein of 136 amino acids. The transcript has 5 exons. Gene Ontology annotation, molecular function: catalytic activity.